GCUUCUCUUGUGCAAUGGCUCAAGCUAAUCACUUUUGCUUGCACCUUGCUGGCAGUUAGUUUCCGUGGGGCGGCAUCCGAUUAUCGAAAGGUACAUAUAGUAUACAUGGGUGACCUUCCAAAGGGUGAAUUUUCAGCUGUAACUCUUCAUAAUAACAUGCUAGAACAAGUUGUCGGAAGCGGCGCAUCGGAGUUACUGCUACAUAGUUACCGAAGGAGUUUCAACGGCUUCGCCGCCAAAUUGACCAAUGAAGAGGCAGAGAAAUUGGCUGACAUGGAAGGGGUUGUUUCUGUUUUCCAAAGCCAAAAGAAGGAGCUCCACACGGCAAGAUCGUGGGACUUCGUCGGUUUCUUUGAACAUUCCAGACGUACGGUGCUGGAAAGCGACAUCAUAGUAGCUGUCCUCGAUACAGGGAUUUGGCCUGAAUCGGAAAGUUUUGACGAUAAAGAAUUCGGUCCUCCUCCGAAGAAAUGGAAGGGCAAUUGCCAAAAGUCGUCUAAUUUCACUUGCAACAAUAAAAUAAUCGGGGCAAGAUACUAUCGAGCUAAAGGAGAUUAUCCUUUGGAAGAUUUGCAGUCACCGAGAGAUUCCGUAGGUCAUGGGAGUCACACUGCAUCGAUAGCUGCUGGUGCUGUAGUUAGCAAGGAAAGUUUAUACGGAUUUCGUGCAGGGACAGUUCGUGGAGGAGUGCCAUCAGCUCGUAUCGCAGUAUAUAAAAUCUGUUGGUACGAUGGAUGUUACGAUGAAGACAUUCUCGCAGCAUUCGACGAUGCUAUUGCAGAUGGAGUUGACAUAAUCUCCCUUUCGGUCGGAGGAUUCUUUGCUUCUGAAUAUUUCAGUGAUUCGAUCGCUAUCGGAGCUUUCCAUUCGAUGAAAAACGGGAUACUAACAUCGAAUUCAGCUGGUAACGAUGGUCCUUAUUAUGCUUCUGUUGUAAACAUUUCCCCUUGGUCUCUCUCGGUAGGUGCAAGUACCAUAGAUAAAAAAUUUCAAACUCUGGUGAAAUUGGGUAAUGGUAAAGUUUUCAAGGGAACUUCGAUAAAUACUUUCGAUCUUAAGGGUAAAUUUUAUCCUCUCAUAUGGGGUGCCGAUGCUCCGAAAUAUAGUUCAUCAGAAUCCAGGGUUUGCUUGCCAGGCUCCUUGAAUGAGACCUUGGUAAAGGGAAAAAUUGUUCUUUGUGAUUACUUGGAUUUCAUGGAGGGACCAUUACAGGCGGGAGCUGUUGGUGCUCUAAUUCGAGACGAUGGAUUCAAAGAUUUCGCCUACACUUUCAUGUUGCCUGCUUCGGUUCUUGGACUAACCGACGGAAGUGACAUUUUGCACUACAUUAAUACAACGAAGAAAGCAGAAGCAGCAAUACUUCGGAGUACCGAGGAGAAAGACGAACUUGCUCCCUAUGUUGCUUCGUUUUCAUCGAGAGGACCCAAUAUUCUUUCACUUGACAUCCUCAAGCCGGAUAUAACAGCACCGGGAGUUGACAUAUUAGCAGCGUGGUCGGAGGCUACGACCGUGACAGGGGUCAUAAAUGAUAAAAGAAUAGUUCCAUACAAUAUAAUCUCUGGUACUUCAAUGUCUUGCCCGCACGCGACAGCUGUAGCGGCUUAUGUCAAAUCAUUUCAUCCGACUUGGUCCCCUUCGGCUAUUAAAUCAGCUCUAACGACAACAGCAUGGCCAAUGAGUCCUAAGACAAAUACCGAUCUCGAGUUCGCGUAUGGGUCUGGUCUUAUAAACCCAUCAUCGGCCAUCGAUCCAGGAUUGGUCUACGAUGCCGGGGAGAUUGAUUACAUUAAAUUUUUGUGCGGACAAGGGUAUAGUUCGAAACAACUUCGCCUUGUUACAGGAGAUAAUAAAACCGGUUGCACGAAAGCAACAAAUGGAAGUGCAUUGGAUUUAAACUAUCCUACAUUCGCAUUAGCUGUUAGUCUCUCAGGAGAUGAUACAUACUUCAGUCGUGAUUUUCAUAGGACCGUAACCAAUGUCGGAUCGCCGGUUUCGACUUAUAAUGCCAUCGUUAAUGCUCCGAAGGAACUCGACAUCAAAGUUAAGCCAAAUGUUUUGUCGUUCAAGUCCAUUGGAGAAAAGAAAUCGUUUGUUGUUACGGUUGCAGUGAAGGUUGGUCUUCCGACGGUCUCGGGUACUUUGGUAUGGGAUGAUGGUGUGCAUAAAGUAAGGAGUCCCGUUGUUGCCUUUUAA
Molecule: messenger RNA, 2193 nt
Organism: Gossypium raimondii (Peruvian cotton)
Lineage: Eukaryota; Viridiplantae; Streptophyta; Magnoliopsida; Malvales; Malvaceae
Product: cucumisin-like
Exons: 10
Coding region: 106-2193 (695 amino acids)
Biological process (GO): proteolysis
Molecular function (GO): serine-type endopeptidase activity
Source: RefSeq, a predicted model, not a curated record